Molecule: messenger RNA, 1491 nt
Organism: Cladocopium goreaui
Lineage: Eukaryota; Dinophyceae; Suessiales; Symbiodiniaceae
Source: the annotation of a GenBank genome assembly
AUGCGGCAGUUUUCGACAGUGGUGCUCUUGAAAGUCUUGCUUGCUGCUGAGGAUUGUGUACAAAAGGUCAGGACGGAUGGACAGUGGCUACUCCAGCAACACAGCCGCCGCGGCCAAUUUCAGAGCGACCUUGGGGUGAAUUCCUUGGCCAACCUCACCCCUUCGGAACUGAUGCCAUGUCCAGGCGCAACCCUGGUGACAUCAUGCAUGAGCCUGGCAGACUAUGAUGCAAUCGUGUCUGCAGUUCGUGGAGCCUUGGAAUCUCUUCCUGCGAUUUGCACUGCCUCGAAUUGCCCACAGGCCGAUUGGGCUGCCUGUGUUCUUCGUAUGGCAGGGCAUGACUUCAUGGACUUUGCUGCUGGACAAGGAGGCUCUGAUGCUUGCACGGAUAUGGCUGACCCAGACAAUGGUGGCUUGCCUGCCUGCCUUGCUACCGGUGAACAUGGCAUUGCUUUGCUUGAUAUCUACCAGCAGUUCUGUGUGGAUGUAUCUUUGGCAGAUUUCCUGGUGAUCGCAGCAGAAGCAGUGAUCCUAUCAACCAGAGCCAGGCAUAUAGCGAGCAACCCGACAGCUCCUCCUUUGAAUCUACGCUCGAGCUUUCGCUUUGGCCGAGUCACAGCCACAUCAUGUGAUUUUGCCGCAGGUCGAUUGCCCAACCCAGAGCGUGGCUGCCAAGCAGUUGAAGAUACCUUCGUCAAUGCUCUUGGUUUGUCAUGGACAGAAGCAGCAGCAUUGAUGGGAGUCCACACCCUAGGCCGUGCAGAUGUCAGCAAUUCGGGAUACCACGGAUGGUGGAGUGAUCCAGAGAACUCCAGGCAAUUCAACAACAAUUAUUACGUCUCACUGCUUGCAAAAGGUUGGAUUCCGGAAUUGGCUGUCGGCGGAAAUUCUGGUAAGAACCAAUGGGAGCGUAGUGACAUUGGCCGCGACACCACCUUUGAUGGACACGAAAUGAUGUUGAACACAGACCUUUGCCUGGCAUACAGUGAAAAUGGACCAGUCAUAGCAACAGAGCACGACUGCUGUGCUUGGUUGACUUCUGAUACCAUUGCGGAUGCAGUAGCAAACAACGGCGGAGAGUACUGUGGUGGCAACCCUGGACGAGGUGAAAGAGGACAGUGCUGUGGAAAUCAAAAUAAUGACUGCGGGAAUCGAAACAAUCCCAGUGGUCCUGCAGCAGAUGCAAUUCUCCGUUUCGCAGCUGAUGAAGCAGCGUGGCUGGAGAGUUUUACUCGCGCAUGGCUCAUUGCCACGGAGAAUGGCCAUGCUGAGCUGCGCCCACUUGGUGAUGGUGACACGGCCGUUGUUGCCGCCGCAAAUGCCGCAGAGUGCCAGGAGAAGUGCCGCGACAUGGACGGUUGCCGCGGAGUCUCAUUUGCAGCUGCCCGCUGCGAGCUUUGGGCGGACAGGAUUCAGGAGACUGUGCCGCAAGCUGGUUCACUUUGCUUGCGUUUCCGUCGUCGCAGAGGCAAAGGUGGCAGAGAUUCAUAG